CACAUUCCCAUUUCGUAUUUAAACUUGGGCACACAAUGAACACACAUCCAACCUAAUCAAUUUAGUAAAUCUUGCAAAGAAACCAUCGAUCAAGUUAGCCAAAAAAAUCCUCCAAAAGGAUGUCGAAUCUUCAAGUAUCAAACCAAGUUUUCGACGAGCGUGAGGGAGCAGAAAUCGUAUAUGGCGCCGAAGAAUGCUACAAGCACUCGCUGGAACUCCUCGAGGAACUAGGGUUCCCGAAAGGAGUCCUCCCGUUAAAAGAUCUCGUGGAAUGUGGUAGAGUUCGAGCUACUGGAUUCGUGUGGAUGAAGCAAAAGGCUCCGUAUCAACACUUCUUCACCAAGAGCAAUACCCUAGUGAAGUACGAAAGUGAAGUGACCGCAUAUGUGGGAAAAGGUAAAAUGACGAAAAUGACUGGCACCAAGAGCAAGCAGAUGCUCUUAUGGGUGCCCAUCGUGGAAAUGAGUAUGGUGGAUGAGGAUGUUGCUCCAUCAAAGAAGAAGAUCUACUUCAAAACUCCAAUGGGGAUCGGGCGAGCUUUCCCCGUCACUGCUUUCAUGACUGAGGAGGAGAACCAAAAGUAUUUAAAGAAUUAAUUAAAGUUUUAAUGAAUUGAUCCAUCCAUGAGAUUGAUUGUCAAAUCUUGAAAUGUCAUCAAGAUCAUCCAUCAUCACUUUGAUUUGUUGUCACCAAUAAGACUUGAACGCUUAAUAUUAUCUGUUUUUUCCUUUUGGCUUUCCUCUAUUUUAUUUUCUAAACUUUCAUAAGCAUAUAUAUUGUUAACUAAUUCAUAACGUGAUUUAAUGGAGAAAGAAAAGAACAAUUAUGGUAUACGAAAUUGUCUGCAAGUAAUGAUAAUCCUUUACAAC
Molecule: messenger RNA, 869 nt
Organism: Oldenlandia corymbosa var. corymbosa
Lineage: Eukaryota; Viridiplantae; Streptophyta; Magnoliopsida; Gentianales; Rubiaceae
Source: the annotation of a GenBank genome assembly